Messenger RNA from Dioscorea cayenensis subsp. rotundata (Guinea yam), 2590 nucleotides. RefSeq names its product probable disease resistance protein At4g27220. The transcript has 3 exons. Bases 1 to 1956 code for a protein of 651 amino acids. Gene Ontology annotation, molecular function: protein binding. The record is from RefSeq and is a predicted model, not a curated record. NCBI's taxonomy places the organism in Eukaryota, Viridiplantae, Streptophyta, Magnoliopsida, Dioscoreales, Dioscoreaceae.
AUGUAUAUGAUGGUUGGAGGGGGCCUCUUAAUUGGUGUUGAAACUCUGAAUGAUGCAGCUAAAAAAGUCUAUGGAAGUGGUCUCCUGGAUGUGAGUAAAGAAGUAAUUCAAUCCAUCAAACUAAGUUUCGAUUUCUUGAAGAAUGAGGCAGCCGAGUCUUGCUUCCUGCACUGUUGUCUCUUCCCAGAAGAUUGGGAUAUUCCUAACGAAGAACUGAUGUAUAUGAUGUUUGGAGGGGGCCUCUUAAUUGGUGUUGAAACUCUGAAUGAUGCACAGAGCAGAGUUGAUCUACUGCUUGACCAGCUAAAAGCUCGUGGUUUGCUUCUUCAAGGUUCAUCUGAAGGCUAUGUAAGAAUGCAUGAUGUUGUUAGGGAUGUGGCGGUAUGGAUCAGUCAGAAAGAUCAUGUGUCCUAUGUAAGAGCUGGGCAAAGCUUGGCAGAGUGGCCAAGAACUAUUGAAAGUGAGAUGCAAAAUUACCGAUGGCUUUCGCUGAUGGACAAUAAUAUUGAAGAUCUUCCUCCCGAUCCAAUGGAGUAUCCAAAACUUGAGACAUUGAUCCUGAGUGACAAUGAAGGGUUAUCAAACAUCCCAGAAAUAUUCUUCCAACAUAUGGGAUCUCUGAUGGUUCUUGACUUGAGUUCUAUCGGCAUGAAGUCACUACCAAAAUCAUUCUCUUGUCUCACUAAUCUUAGAGUAUUGAACCUGGGAAAGUGUUAUUCUCUAAAAGAUAUAUCUCACAUUAAUGGGUUGAAGAUGCUCGAAAUACUUAUUCUGGAUGGUGCUCCAGUGUCCAUUGCUCCAGAAGGUCUAGGAUGGGCACAAAAUCUGAGAGUUAUCAAUUUGGGUAUUUCAGUCAGCUUUCCGCCUUUCCUUGAUAAUUAUUUUUCCAAAGAAUUGCCAAAAUUUCGUAGGUUAGAGCGAUUGUUCAUGAACAAGUUUGUUGGUAGCUUUCAAGAGUUGACAAGCUUGAGGCAUCUAACUCACCUGUUCAUCUACCAAGUGGCGGACAUGGAUGAUUCCUCAUCACAUGAACUAGUCUCACCAGGUUCUUGGCCUGAUCGACUUCUAGAAUUCAACAUUUGUUUUCUCCAAAACGAGCCGAGGUAUUAUUGGUCUCUUUCCAACUAUAGAAGAGUUUUGCAACUGAUGGGAACCAAGCCAUUGGCUGGUUGGGCCAAGAGAUUACUUGCAAAAACAAUAAAUUUGGUUUUAGUAGAAUUCCAGGGAACUGAACUGAUUUCCAUCAGCAGCAAUAUCCCAUCGCUCGCGUUCUCAAGUUUGGAGCAUCUUCGAGUUGUCAACUGGCCAAAUUUGACCAACUUGUUGGGCGACGAGUUAUUAUUAUUGCAUGACCAAAUCCCCCUCAACCAACUCAAACAAAUGACAAUAAGCAAUUGUCCCAGGUUGACCAAUUUAACACCAUCAAGACUUUGCCAGCGGAGCAUGCAGAAACUAGAGGAACUAAGCAUUAAGGAUUGCCCUAUCAUGCUGGAACUAUUCCCAUGUGAUCAUAAAGCCCACGGCAUGACCGAAUUGCUACUAAGACUAAAGUCAUUCACAUUACAGGGCCUACAGCGGCUACAAAAUGUAUUACAACCAUUUCAAUGCCUACCAAAGUUGGAGGGCCUGACAAUCCGUGAUUGUGGUAUGAGAUAUGCACUUUCAUUUGAGACGGAGACAGUGGCAAUGGCAGAUCCUUUUCCCACACUGGAGGUUCUUGAUAUCAAAAAUUGCCGAGGGAUGCGUGAGAUGAUCUCUCCUCAUACUUCUUUGCAAGCCCCGUGCUUCUUCCAGGGACUGUUCUCUCUCAAAAUUGGGUCAUGUACAAGACUAACGCAUCUUUUCUCCUACAAGCAAGCAAUAAGCAUGCAACAUUUGAGUAAGCUUCACAUACAAAAUUGUGCUGCAUUGAAGGCUGUAGUGAUUUCCACGGAAAAGAAAGAGGAAGCAUAUUGAUGUUUUAAAAAAACAUCCUAGUUUUAACCAUUUUGAACCCCAUUGAUGAUGGAAAGUCAGAUUUGAUGCAUGGGCUCCAGUGCUAAUUGCUUUCAUUGUUUUCUCGACUGUUCGAAAAGUAAAAGAGAAAACGAGGCAGGCUUUUUGAUAUCUUGAUUGAUGGCUGAAGGCCUCACUUACUGUUAUGAAUGAUAAAAUCAGUGUCUCUUUGAAGGUGCAUGGUUUUGAGUUCUUGACGGUCUCAGUGACCUCUCAAUUUUGAGUUGAUACUUAUGACUAUUCCUUGAUGUCAGCUCCUGCCUCCAAAAGACUAAAGCUGGAUGAGACUUCCACUGUCAUUCGACGUUGCAUCUAGUUCUCAGGGCCCUCUUCAUGUAUCCAGUGCAACCCUGAUGAUGCCCAUGAUGUGUCCACUGGCUAGUCGUCUUCUCAGCUUCCUAUUGCGUCCGCUAGUGUGCCCCUUCCCUUAAGGGAUGUUCUUUCGUCCUGCUGUCCUUGUUGCCUUUCAGUUGUCUUCAUCCUUCCACUUCCUGUAGUUGCUAUUGUGCUUUUGUGCUUCUAUUCUCUUCUGGGUCUAUUGUCCGGUCUUACCACCUUUUGGGUGGUUGUUUUGUGUUUUUCUAGUACCUUUUCA